Equus quagga is the source of this 527-nucleotide messenger RNA. RefSeq names its product cytochrome c oxidase assembly factor 6 homolog. The transcript is spliced from 3 exons. The coding region runs from base 83 to 322 and encodes 79 amino acids. Gene Ontology annotation, cellular component: respiratory chain complex IV; mitochondrion. NCBI's taxonomy places the organism in Eukaryota, Metazoa, Chordata, Mammalia, Perissodactyla, Equidae. The record is from RefSeq and is a predicted model, not a curated record. Gene Ontology annotation, biological process: respiratory chain complex IV assembly.
AGUCCCGCCCCCCAGAACAGUAACCGGAGGCCGGACAGGUCUUUGCAAGGCCAGGGAGCUCGCCGCCUUGAGCCCACUGGGAAUGGCAGCCCCAUCUAUGAAGGAAAGGCAGGCUUGCUGGGGAGCCCGGGACGAGUACUGGAAGUGUUUAGAUGAGAACACAGAGGACGUUUCUAAAUGCCAGAAGUUACGGAGAUCAUUUGAAUCAAGUUGUCCCCAACAGUGGAUAAAAUAUUUUGAUAAAAGAAGAGACUACUUAAAAUUCAAAGAAAAAUUUGAAGCAGGAGAAUUCCAGCCUUCAAAAACAAGUGCAGAGUCCUAAGCUGUCCUGAACUUUUCAGGAAGGUUGAAUCUGUUCUUUGUGGACAUUCACAAAUGCUCCAUUGACAAGGGGCCAACAGCGGUUUGAAUCAUGGUGAACAUCAAUACUUACUCCAUAUGUACAACUCUCAGUAAUUAAAGUGAUCAAGAAACGGAAGAUCCCAUCAUUCAAACUGAAGAAUUGAAAUAAAAUGGGAUGAAAUAUG